This is a messenger RNA of Melanotaenia boesemani (Boeseman's rainbowfish), 543 nucleotides long. RefSeq names its product transcription factor 7-like 1-C. Bases 163 to 543 code for a protein of 126 amino acids. Gene Ontology annotation, molecular function: RNA polymerase II cis-regulatory region sequence-specific DNA binding; DNA-binding transcription factor activity, RNA polymerase II-specific. The record is from RefSeq and is a predicted model, not a curated record. Gene Ontology annotation, cellular component: beta-catenin-TCF complex. NCBI's taxonomy places the organism in Eukaryota, Metazoa, Chordata, Actinopteri, Atheriniformes, Melanotaeniidae. Gene Ontology annotation, biological process: canonical Wnt signaling pathway; regulation of transcription by RNA polymerase II. The transcript is spliced from 7 exons.
CCUCCUCCACCUCCUCCUGCUCCUCCUGUUCUCCCUGCAGUUUUGGGUACAGCUAACCCUGCUCCCAUCCUCCUGCAUCCGGCUAACCUGACCAGCCAGGCCAGCGCUGUGCAGGUUUUUCAGCUCCCUGAUGGCCGAUUUCUGGUCCCUUUAGAAUACCUGAUGCCAGUGCACGACGCCCGCCCCGCUGCAGCCACCCCGAGCCCCUGCUGCUCACAGAAGAGAAAGCGCGUGAAUGAGGAGGAGCCGCCAUACAUCAAGAAGCCACCCAACGCCUUCUUGCUCUUCUUGAAGGAGCAGAGGGCGGCUGUGGUGGCUGAGCUUGGCAUCACCGGCAGCGCGGCCGUGAACACCAUCUUGGGGGAGAGAUGGAGGGCCUUGUCUACUGAGCAGCAGGGAAAGUAUUUCCAGGAGGCCAAUUUGUUGAGGCGCCAGCAUGAACUGCAACACCCCCAAUGGUCCAGCAUGGACAACUAUGGCCAGAGGAGGAAGAGGAGGCGCCAGAGGGGCACAGCUACCAGCAGCUCUGGAGGUGACAUGUGA